Messenger RNA from Psammomys obesus (fat sand rat), 407 nucleotides. Its product is annotated as 60S ribosomal protein L30-like. Gene Ontology annotation, cellular component: cytosolic large ribosomal subunit. Gene Ontology annotation, molecular function: structural constituent of ribosome; RNA binding. Bases 1 to 348 code for a protein of 115 amino acids. The record is from RefSeq and is a predicted model, not a curated record. The transcript has a single exon. NCBI's taxonomy places the organism in Eukaryota, Metazoa, Chordata, Mammalia, Rodentia, Muridae.
AUGGUGGCCGCAAAGAAGAUGAAAAAGUCUCUGGAAUCGAUCAACUCUAGGCUCCAGCUUGUUAUGAAAAGUGGAAAGAAUAUUCUGGGAUACAAACAGACUCUGAAGAUGAUCAGACAAGGCAAAGCGAAAUUGGUUAUUCUCGCCAACAACUGCCCAGCUCUGAGGAAAUCUGAAACAGAAUACUAUGCCAUGUUGGCUAAAACUGGUGUCCGUCACUACAGUGGCAAUAAUAUUGAAUUGGGCACAGCACGUGGAAAAUACUAUAGAGUAUUCACACUGGCUAUCAUUGGCCCAGGUGAUCCUGAUAUUAUUAGAAGCAUGCCGGAACAGACUGGUGAAAAGUAAACCAGGAAAGUUUUCCUUUAGUAAAACUUUACCAGAGCUCCUUUAAAAAAAAAAAAAAA